UUUAAAAUUGAAGAAUCCGAUUCAUCACACCACAUUCCUCGGUGAAAUGCGCUCAUGUUGACACAGGAGAAACUCAUCAUAAAGAAAAUGAAAAAAGAAAUGUGAAUUAUUAUUGAAUAAAGAAAAGUAUACACCUAUUCUAAUGUCUCGUAUUUCCACUGUUUCCAUCAGAGUCAUUCAUGAAGAGGGCUUCAUUUAUUUAUUUAUUUAUUAUUAUUUUUUCCUUGGUGGGGCUUUUAAGGCUAGAUUUCUAGUUCAGUAGAGUUGCUUACUUCAGAAGAUUUUGGUUAUUUUUAGAAAUGAAUGAGGAAAUCUAGGAUAUCUCUUUUGUGUGAACUACUUACUAAUCUUAGCAAACUCCCCUGAAAAUAUGCUUCAAAUCCCAAGGGUUCUGUUACCGAUAGAUCUUCUAUUCUAACAAGACAACGUAUUGAAACUUCCCUUUUUGUAUUCUUUAUGUUUAAAUUACUCCCAAAAAGAUUUUCUUGCUUCACACAAGUGUCAUUCUCUCUUCCCCUGUGCUACCCCAAAAUUCAGUGAGCUUUAUGAGUUUCACAUGAGGUAAUUAUAACUCAUGGCAAAGAAGAAGAGCUGGUUCAACUUGCUGAAGAAGUUUUUUGUUUCAGAGUCAGAAUCAAGAUUAGAGAAGGAAAAGAGGAAGAGAUGGGUGUUUACAAGGCUGAAGAUUAGAAGAUUGGUGGCGUCCUCGGCGUUGUCACCACCAAGGGAAAGGAGACACCACAAAGCAGAAGAGAAGCAGAGCAAGCAUGAUAUAAAUGUUGAUGUUGAAAGAAUUGCUGAAACUAAUGCAGAUGCUAAAACUCCAGAGGUUGAAACUGAAAUGGCUUCCUUAAAAGAAGGCCCUGAGUCUAUCCAUGAUCCUAAAAAUGAAACUAUUGUACCGUCAAGAUUGACUCUUCGUGACCAAGAAACACAGUACUUCUACAUCUAUGAGAGCGAGAUUGAAAAUUUUGCUGCCAUCAAACUUCAGACGGCUUUUCGCGGUUAUCUUGCAAGAAAAGCUUUGAGAGCACUAAAGGGGCUAGUUAGGCUUCAAGCUAUUGUUCGCGGUAGGGCAGUACGACGUCAGGCUAUUGCUACCCUUAAAUCCUUGCAGUCAAUUGUAAACAUUCAAUCAGAAGUCUGUGCAAAGAGAUGUGACCAGGUGAAAACCACAGUACAUUGUCAACAAAAUACAUUGCUGGAUCUUGGAGAGAAAGAUAUAAAGAUUGAUCUAAACAGCCAGAAAAGGUGGGACAAUCGAUAUUUAUCUAGGGAAGAAGAAAAUAAGAUGUUCUCAAGCAAAAGGGAAGCUGCGAUCAAGAGAGAACGUAUAAGAGAAUACUGGUUAAGCCAUCGAAGGUCAACAGAGUCGGAAGUAAAUGGAAGAAGGCAAUACUGGUUAGAACAAUGGGUAGAUGCUCAGCUGGCUAAAAGAGACGACCUUAAAAAUGUGGACACGCUUUUCUCAGCAAGAAACAAAGAGGAAUUCGAGAGAAAAGAAAUUAAAUCAAGGCCUUUUCUAAAACAAUACCAUACAGACCAAGAAUUGGUUUCUCCAAUAUACGUUCCAAGGAGAUCAUUUCACCACAGAAGGCAGAAGUCGAGUGGGGAUGACAGUACUUUCAUGGGUUCUCCUUCUAUUCCAACCUACAUGGCAGCCACUGAAUCUGCAAGAGCAAAAGCAAGAUCACUGAGCUCACCAAGGCUAAGACCGAUCAAUACUGAUGUGUACUCUGAGAUUAAUUCUCCCUAUAAGUACAAACUAUCUCCCAUAUCUUCUAUCAACAGCGAUGCCACGGUCACAAGUAGGAUUGGCAGUGUUACUGGGUUGUCACAAAGAUCACCAUGCUUAAAAGGCACACCAGUUGGUCCCAUAAAAUCAACCAGGAGCAUUAAGGACCUCACCUUUGGUUCAGAUGGGGCGUUUGCAAAUUGGGAUCGCAUUGGUGCCUGCAGGAUCAUUUCAAUGCUCAGUGAAUAGCAAGAAAGAAAACGUUGAUCAACAUGAAACUAGAGAUGGGACUUGUUAUAGUAUCUGUCAUAGUUUUAGGACAAGAAGAGUUACGUAUAACUGCUUCUACUUCCAAUGCGCAAUAGAAGAACCAGACGAAGUGUAUCAGCAUUUACUGAGACAGCUGCACACUUUAGAUUAAUUUUCAAAUUAUCCA
Molecule: messenger RNA, 2171 nt
Organism: Lycium ferocissimum
Lineage: Eukaryota; Viridiplantae; Streptophyta; Magnoliopsida; Solanales; Solanaceae
Product: protein IQ-DOMAIN 11
Exons: 6
Coding region: 575-1984 (469 amino acids)
Molecular function (GO): protein binding
Source: RefSeq, a predicted model, not a curated record